ACUGUCAACAUUCUUCAGAACCACUACCCAGAACGCCUCGGACGCGCCCUCAUCACGAACGUACCCUUCCUCGUGAACGCGUUCUUCCGAAUUAUCACGCCGCUGCUUGACCCCGUCACUCGCGAAAAGAUGCGCUUCAAUCCCGCGUGCAUCAAGGACGGCCUCUUUACGCCCGAGAUGCUCAUGAAAGAGUGGGGCGGCGCUCGGGAGUUCGAGUACGACCACGAGCAGUAUUGGUCUGCGCUGGUGAAGAUGUGUGACGAGAGGCGGAUGCGCAUGAUGGAUGCGUGGAGAUCUCAGGGAAGUACGGUCGGGAUCAAGGAGUGGGAGGUGAAGUGCGCUAUAGACGAUCACGAACAAGGAACUGGCGUCAUGGAACAGGAGAAGACGCAGGCCAUAACCGAAAGUGUCGGUGAGGAAAUCAUCGUCUCUUGA
Postia placenta MAD-698-R-SB12 is the source of this 435-nucleotide messenger RNA. RefSeq lists its product as hypothetical. The record is from RefSeq and is a predicted model, not a curated record. Gene Ontology annotation, molecular function: phosphatidylinositol transfer activity. NCBI's taxonomy places the organism in Eukaryota, Fungi, Basidiomycota, Agaricomycetes, Polyporales, Adustoporiaceae. The annotation marks the transcript as partial. The transcript has 2 exons.